Messenger RNA from Durotheca rogersii, 1591 nucleotides. RefSeq lists its product as uncharacterized. The record is from RefSeq and is a predicted model, not a curated record. Gene Ontology annotation, molecular function: calcium ion binding. NCBI's taxonomy places the organism in Eukaryota, Fungi, Ascomycota, Sordariomycetes, Xylariales, Xylariaceae. Gene Ontology annotation, cellular component: endoplasmic reticulum-Golgi intermediate compartment; extracellular exosome. The transcript is spliced from 3 exons. The coding region runs from base 394 to 1014 and encodes 206 amino acids.
CGUCUCCCGGUUGUUCCCCCGUCGACGGAUUCGUAUGUAUCACCAUGUACUCACCCGACCUACCUCUUCUUACAUGGACGGCACGUCUUUGAUAUGACUCGGCAAAUGCUACCUCGAUAACCCCUCCUAGCACGGUAACGGCCCAGGGACGGUGCAAGGCAUAGCGUGUGGUGUGGCGUCGCAUGGCUGCUGGCAUGUUGUCCUUCUCCGACCCAAACGUCGAAUCCUUCCCUCUCCGUGCUCCCUCUUCUUUAAUCCUUCGCCUGUCCAAACCCGCCCUCGCUCGCCCCAGCCAGCUUGGUAUCCCAGCCCAUCCCGAUCGCCUAAUCCCAAUCAGCUACCGUUCGGACUCUUAAGAAGUAAAAAUAAGAAUAAUAAAGCCUGUCGGACAACAUGCGCUCUGCCAUCCUCUUCCUCGCCACCGGUCUCGCCGGCAGCGUCCUCGCCCACGGCGACCACAGCGCAUCCCAGAAGCCCGUGGUGGGCGAGAGCGCCAACUGGAUGGCGAAGCACAUGGCCGAGGAGCACCACAUCACGGACUUCGACGCCUCGUCCUUCUUCGCGCUGCACGACUUCGACGCGGACGGGAACUGGGAGCCGGCCGAGAUGCUGCGCACGUACGGGCUGAUGGACGAGUCGAACCGGGACGUGCCGGCGGCGCGGCGCGACGAGAUCCUGGGCGAGCUGCUGCGGCUGCUGGACCGCGACCGCGACGGCCGCGUGACGCGCGACGAGUUCGUCGCCUUCGUCCGCGCCGGCGGCGCCCUGCCCGACGUCGGCACCGGCCCCGGCCACCACGGCGACGACGAGUACGAGUACGAGAUCCACCACUGGGAGAAGUACCACGACGAGAACACCCCCAUCGAGGACCUCACCCACCCCGAGGACAUCGAGCACUUCCGCAAGCACGAGCAGCUCGAGGACGAGGAGCUGCGCCUCGAGCGCCUCAACAAGAUGCCCAUCGUCGAGGAGAACAUCCCCAACAAGUUCAGGAGAGCCGGCGGCCCGGCUUAGAUGGGGCGUAGACGCAUAAGACGUAGUCUAUAUACAUAUAUGUAUGCGUGUGUGUAUGCGUGUGUGUAUGUGUGUGUGCAUAUCGGCAUACGAUCGUCCAUGGUGGCAGUGAGACGCUCCCCCCUUCCAUAGUCUUCUUCACACUCUAGGUCGUAGAGUAGGAAACUUCCACAUAGCAUGUGUAAGGGUAAUACGGUAGGGGGCGCUUCUGCAACGUAGACUGGACCAAUAUUAGAGGGCGUCACGCGAUGUGUGAUGAACAGGGAUUCGCUCAUGUUAUGUUACUACUAGCAUUACUACUGCUACCACCGUCAUUGAUCCUCGCCAUAUGCAGAUCGAACACGCAGUGCCAGACCCCUGGCGCGAACGUCUUAACCAGCUCCGUGUGCUGCACGCGCGCCGUCCAGUCUCCGCGGCCCGUCCGCGCCAGUUCCGAGAAGUACACCUCGAUCUGGCCGCGCCGCGCCUCGACAUCUGCCGCGCCGACGUUCUCGUGCAGAUGCAGCCAGGCCUCGGGUCCCGGGCCGCGCGCCGCGACCUCCCACGCGUCGGCCCACGACGCCUCGCUCGUCGGCAG